AGAGAGGAGGAGAGGAUAAGAGAAGAGGAGAGGAUAAGAGAAGAGGAGAGGAUAAGAGAGGAGGAGAGGAUAAGAGAGGAGGAGAGGAUAAGAGAGGAGGAGAGGAUAAGAGAGGAGGAGAGGAUAAGAGAGGAGGAGAGGAUAAGAGAGGAGGAGAGGAUAAGAGAGGAGAGGAUAAGAGAGGAGGAGAGGAUAAGAGAGGAGGAGAGGAUAAGAGAAGAGGAGAGGAUAAGAGAAGAGGAGAGGAUAAGAGAGGAGGAGAGGAUAAGAGAGGAGGAGAGGAUAAGAGAGGAGGAGAGGAUAAGAGAGGAGGAGAGGAUAAGAGAGGAGGAGAGGAUAAGAGAGGAGAGGAUAAGAGAGGAGGAGAGGAUAAGAGAAGAGGAGAGGAUAAGAGAGGAGGAGAGGAUAAGAGAAGAGGAGAGGAUAAGAGAGGAGGAGAGGAUAAGAGAAGAGGAGAGGAUAAGAGAGGAGGAGAGGAUAAGAGAGGAGGAGAGGAUAAGAGAGGAGAGGAUAAGAGAGGAGGAGAGGAUACGAGAGGAGGAGAGGAUAAGAGAAGAGGAGAGGAUAAGAGAGGAGGAGAGGAUAAGAGAGGAGGAGAGGAUAAGAGAGGAGGAGAGGAUAAGAGAGGAGGAGAGGAUAAGAGAGGAGGAGAGGAUAAGAGAGGAGGAGAACAGAAAAAACGAGGAGAGGAUAAGAGAGGAGGAGAGGAUAAGAGAGGAGGAGAGGAUAAGAGAGGAGGAGAGGAUAAGAGAAGAGGAGAGGAUAAGAGAGGAGGAGAGGAUAAGAGAGGAGGAGAGGAUAAGAGAGGAGGAGAGGAUAAGAGAGGAGGAGAGGAUAAGAGAAGAGGAGAGGAUAAGAGAAGAUGAGAGGAUAAGAGAGGAGGAGAGGAUAAGAGAGGAGGAGAGGAUAAGAGAGGAGGAGAGGAUAAGAGAAGAGGAGAGGAUAAGAGAGGAGGAGAGGAUAAGAGAAGAGGAGAGGAUAAGAGAAGAUGAGAGGAUAAGAGAGGAGGAGAGGAUAAGAGAGGAGGAGAGGAUAAGAGAAGAGGAGAGGAUAAGAGAAGAGGAGAGGAUAAGAGAGGAGAGGAUAAGAGAGGAGAGGAUAAGAGAAGAUGAGAGGAUAAGAGAGGAGGAGAGGAUAAGAGAAGAGGAGAGGAUAAGAGAGGAGGAGAGGAUAAGAGAGGAGGAGAGGAUAAGAGAAGAGGAGAGGAUAAGAGAGGAGGAGAGGAUAAGAGAAGAGGAGAGGAUAAGAGAGGAGGAGAGGAUAAGAGAGGAGGAGAGGAUAAGAGAGGAGGAGAGGAUAAGAGAAGAGGAGAGGAUAAGAGAGGAGGAGAGGAUAAGAGAAGAGGAGAGGAUAAGAGAGGAGGAGAGGAUAAGAGAGGAGGAGAGGAUAAGAGAGGAGGAGAGGAUAAGAGAGGAGGAGAACAGAAAAAAGGAGGAGGCCAGGAUAAGAAAGGAGGACAUGUUAACGGAGGUAAACGCAUGGCUGCUGGCCAGGGAAAGGGAGGAUGAGAGGAUAAGAGAAGAGGAGAGGAUACGUGAGGAGGCCAGAAAAGAGCAGGAGGCCAUAGUGAGGGAGGCAAGGCUGGAAGGGAAAAGGGAGAUGGCCAAAUUGAUGGAGUUAAGGCUGGCCAGGAAAAGGGAGGAGGCCAGGGUGAGGGAGGCAAGGCUGGAAGGGAAAAGGGAGAAGGCCAAAUUGAUGGAGUUAAGGCUGGCCAGGAAAAGGGAGGAGGACAGGGUGAGGGAGGAGGCCAGGAUAAUAGAGAACAGAAAAAUGGAGGAGGCCAGGGAACAAGAACAAGCCAGAAUAAGGGACGAGGCCAGAAGAAGGGAGCAUGCAAGACUAAUAGAGGAGAACAGGAUGAGGGAGGAGGCCUGGAUUAGACUGAAGGCCAGGUUGGAGGAAGAGGCCAGGGCGAGGGAAGAGGCCAGGAUUUUUCAGUCGAAGUUUGUACUGGACCAGCCACAACUCAAGUUUCAGCUAAUUCAGCAGGUAUCCUCCUAUAUUCGAGCCGUGUACAUUAUGGCCAGCAUAAGACUGGUCCAUGUGGAUAAGCUAAAGGCAAUAUGGAUGGAUAACAAUGCCAAAGUAGUGUUAACAAAAGGAAGAUUAAACUGA
This is a messenger RNA of Rana temporaria (common frog), 2115 nucleotides long. Its product is annotated as trichohyalin-like. The transcript is spliced from 3 exons. The annotation marks the transcript as partial. The record is from RefSeq and is a predicted model, not a curated record. Lineage: Eukaryota; Metazoa; Chordata; Amphibia; Anura; Ranidae.